This is a messenger RNA of Myotis brandtii (Brandt's bat), 885 nucleotides long. It is a transcript of the gene CUNH1orf159, whose product is annotated as chromosome unknown open reading frame, human C1orf159. Lineage: Eukaryota; Metazoa; Chordata; Mammalia; Chiroptera; Vespertilionidae. The record is from RefSeq and is a predicted model, not a curated record. The transcript has 7 exons. The coding region runs from base 289 to 885 and encodes 198 amino acids.
GACCGCCGGGAAGUGUAGUUCGGGGCUGGUAGUCUCGUGCCCUGGCACCCGGGCUGUGGCAGCGAUGAGACUACAAGUCCCAAGGUGCUCGGCGCGACCACCUGGCGGGCGGGGGGUACGAAAGAGGAACCCAAGGGGCGCCAGGGCCUCAGACCUGGCCGUGAGACUCCGGGCAGCUCAGCACCCUGACCGCAGAGCGCGAGGCUGCGAGGAGCUGGAUGUCUGCAGCUCGCGUUCUGUGGGGCCAGGCCAGGUCCCCUCUCUGCUGCAGAUCCUGCGCUCUGGGACAUGGCGCUCCCGCGCGCCCUCCUCCUGGCCGGCCUCCUGGCGGAAGUUGCCAGCAAGUCCUCGGUCAGCGCGGGCCAGCCGUCCAAGUGCUGUGUGGACGUGGUGGACGUCAACACCACCUGCCCUGGCACAAGCCUGUGUGGCCCAGGGGGCCCUCGAGUGGCAGCCUGGCUCUUCCUGGGGACCUUCCUCGUCAGCUCGGGCCUCAUCCUCGCCGUGGCCGGCUUCUUCUACCUCAAGCGCAGCAGUAAACUGCCCCGGCUCUGCUACGGGAGGAACAGAGCCCCCGCCCUGCAGCCCAGCGAAGCCGCCGCGAUGAUCCCCCCGCCGCAGUCCUCAGGUACGUCACCCCUCACUGCCUCCAGGGCCACAGCAGGGAGGCCGGGGACUGGCUCAGUGGCCUCGGGCCCCACGGACGUCCACCCCUGGCCGCUCGGGACGUCCAGGUCCCCUAAUCAGACAGGGCUUCCGUGCCCUUUCCCCUUCGUUUCUGAGACCUGGGACACACGUGCCCGCAGCAUUGGGCUCAGGGCCCCCCAGGGACGUGUCCUCCAAGGCCCCUUCGCCCAGACGCUGCCUGGGCGUCUGGCCUUGUGA